Molecule: messenger RNA, 5059 nt
Organism: Pseudophryne corroboree (corroboree frog)
Lineage: Eukaryota; Metazoa; Chordata; Amphibia; Anura; Myobatrachidae
Gene: TSPAN4
Product: tetraspanin 4
Exons: 7
Coding region: 578-1570 (330 amino acids)
Cellular component (GO): plasma membrane
Source: RefSeq, a predicted model, not a curated record
GGACCACAGAGAAACUGCUUCUAUGCAUGCAAAACGGAGAGAGAGACAGGGAAAUGUCAAUAGGGAGGGGGGAAAUACAAGGAGAGAGUGAAACAUUAUCAGUGAGAGAUGAGAGCAGUGUGAAUGAAGCUCACUCUGUGUAUGUGUGCGGACACGCGAGGAUCAGACAGGAGUGUACAAGAGAGGAGCAGAUUAGUCUUGCCUGCUGCAGCAGGGAGGAGGGGGGCCAUGCCACCUGCACCUUUCAGGCACCCUUCAGCACAGCUGCCCUGCAUGCAGACAUGCGGUGGAGGCCAGAGCGGAUGUUCCUAACACUGAUUUAGGGGUUUUCUCUUUAUGGCAGCUGCUAGCAUGGCAACUUCUGCUGAAGACUGGUGGGUUGACUGGCACUCUGAAUCAUAACUCUUUCUCCCCCCCAAAAAAGUGCUUUUGCUAUCUACACCUUGUUGUUUGUUAUAAUGGGACAAAUUUGCCAUUGGAUGGAUUGACACUGACAAUUAAGUUUAGGGAUAACCCCUUCUAUCUGCCAGUUUUAUCCCUCUCCAUGAACCCCUAAACCCGUGUACCCACCUGCACCAUGAGACGAUCGAGCACGGAUGAAUCUACUUACCAUCGCAGUCCAUCCCUGGACAGCAAAGACUACUCUCUUCCCCAGGGCGGUGCAUUCCGGCGCUAUAGCAGCCUCUACGGGGGGCAGUUUGGGGCAUCAGCAGGUGGCUCUUUUUUUGGGUUUCACACUAACCCGGGUCCUAAAGCCACAAAAUCUAAAUACACAUCCCCGAAGGGCAACAAGUAUGUGGUGUUUUACCUGGAUCUCUCCUUCAUUUUCCUCCUAGAGCUGAAGAGGUGCAGGAUGGCACAGAACUGCCUGCAGUGUAUGAAAUAUCUCAUGUUCGUCUUCAACCUCCUCUUUUGGCUGGGAGGAUGUGGAAUCCUUGGAGUUGGUAUCUGGUUGGCUGUAACACAGGGGAACUUUGCCACACUCUCCUCCUCUUUCCCUUCGUUGUCUGCCGCCAACCUGCUGAUAGCUACAGGAACUAUCGUGAUGAUCGUGGGGUUCCUGGGCUGCAUUGGGGCUAUUAAAGAGAACAAAUACCUACUGCUGAGUUUCUUUAUCCUGUUACUGAUCAUCUUCUUAUUGGAGCUCAUCGUGGUUACCCUGUUCUUUAUCUACACUGAUAAAAUCGACAGGUAUGCUCAGCAAGAUCUGAAGAAGGGGCUUCACUUAUAUGGAACCGAAGGCAACAUUGGUCUCACCAACGCAUGGAGCAUUAUUCAGACUGACUUCCGGUGCUGCGGCGUGGCAAACUACACAGACUGGUUUGAAGUGUACAACACAAGUCGUGUACCAGACUCCUGCUGCUUGGAAUUCAGUGAGAACUGUGGCCUGCACUCGCCAGGAACGUGGUGGAAAGCGCCUUGCUACGAGACAGUGAAAAUUUGGCUCCAUGAGAAUCUGUUGGCUGUUGGGAUUUUCGGGCUUUGCACAGCUCUAGUACAGAUCCUCGGACUCACAUUUGCCAUGACUAUGUACUGCCAGAUGGCAAAAACUGACACUUACUACGCCUGAGACACCCACCCCCUUCAUCUCCCUGCUCUCUUGUUACGGAGAUGUUCCCGGGAGGAAUCCACGCGGUUUUCACAGCAGAUCUUCCUUAGUUCUGUUCUUCUUCCUCUGAUACCUUCUCAGACAGCGAGAGCCCUCUGACCCAUCCCAACUUUUCCCAGGUACGCACCAGAGACAGUGGGUGAUAACAGGCCCUGGUAAUGGAGACGGGACACAGUCUGCGAAACUGAAGACUUUGGGAGGGUCAUCUGUGCUUUUCUUGGGUUGGGGGGGGGGGGUGACUGAAGGGCAAGUUUCUAAAAAUGAACUGAAGUGGAUUUUUUUUUGUACCCUAUGAUGACUGGAAACACCUCCUUACCUGCCACUUCCAGUUACCACUGUGUUGCCAGAGAACUGAUCCAGCCUUAUUGGUCUGGGAGAGUUAUCACAUUUACUGCUUAUUCGUGAGAGGCCCAGAGACUGGAGAAUCAGUAGUACUCCGGAUCAUUCUACAAUCAGACACUUUAGGUGUUAGGGAUCAUUAGCAAGGACGACACAAGUACAGUGACAUAUUGAGAUGAACUUUGCAUACAGACUGUGGUUGUUCAGGAGGCAAAUUACUUGACUUGCACCAAUCUGAAGGGAAACCUUUUUUUUUUUUUUUUUCUUACUUUAUAGUCCCCACACGCCAGCUAUUCAAGAAUAUAGAAUUUCUUUUUAUUAAACAUACUUGUGAAUGCACAAGGCUUUUGGCUACUUAAAAACUGACAAACAGAAAUAACUUAGGCCAGUUGCCACUUUGCUGGUAAUGUAAUUAAUACCUAAGAGGUCAUGUUAGCUUGCAGCUGCCAGUAUGGCGCCGGUGCCAGAACAUUCUGUGAGUUGUAGUGCAGUGGCAGAGGGUGGCUACUGGAAGUUUAGGGUCUGCUUUUGCAAGUAAACCACAGAGAAUAUUUUCCCUUAGAUCCAGAUUAUUGUGUAUGGCUGCUCUUACUAGAACAUUGCCUACAAGCCAUAGGGGCAAUACAGUGCUGUAUUGUUUCCUUGCGUGAAUGUACAGUACCUGUGCAUUACAAUCAAUGCUUCUUCUUAAUAUUUUUAGUCAUUAUACUUCAUAGGUUUAAACCUAAAAGAAAUACCAUGCGUCUAUCCGUAGCCACACCAUUUGGCAUGCUGAUGUCUUCGACACUUAUUCUACUCAGUAAAUGCCUGAAAUGGUAUUUUCUCUUGGACCAGAUAGAAUUAGCAUUCACCCCAGCUACUACUACUGGCAAUAUACCAACAUAACUUACUGAUGUGUCAGUACCACCGUCUACUAAGCUGCUGCACAUCCUGCAAUGCAUUACCAGUAACCGGUACUAACCGUCCCGCAAUCCUGCACCAGCUACAAUGCGAGCAUCAUCACUGUAACCAUCCCGGCAGUCCUGCACCAGUUGCAGCACUAACCAUCCCACAAUCCUGCAACAGCUACAAUGUGAGCAUCACUGUAACCAUCCCGCAGUCCUGCAGCAGUAACCGUCCCGCAAUCCUGCAACAGCUACAAUGUGAGUAUCACUGUAACCAUCCCGCGAACCUGCGCCAGUUGCAGCAGUAACCUUCCCGCAAUCCUGUAGCAGUUACAGUGAGAGCAUCAGCGUAACUAUCCCGCAUUCCUGCACCAGUUGCAGCAGUAACCGUCCCGCAAUCCUGCAACAGCUACAAUGUGAGCAUCACUGUAACCAUCCCGCGAACCUGCGCCAGUUGCAGCAGUAACCUUCCCGCAAUCCUGUAGCUGUUACAGUGAGAGCAUCAGCGUAACUAUCCCGCAUUCCUGCACCAGUUGCAGCAGUAACCAUCCUGCAGUCCUGCACCAGUCACUGUCCUGCAGUCCUGCACUAGUUUCAGCAGUAACCAUCCCGCAGUCCUGCACCAGUCACAGCAGUAACCAUCCCGCAAUCCUGCACAGGUUACAGUGAGAUCAUCAGCGUAACCAUCCCGCAAUCCUGCACCAGCUACAAUGUAAGCAUCACUGUAACCAUCCCGCAGUCCUGCACCAGUUGCAGCAGUAACCAUCCUGCAGUCCUGCACCAGUCACCGUCCUGCAGUCCUGCACUAGUUUCAGCAGUAACCAUCCCGCAGUCCUGCACCAGUCACAGCAGUAACCAUCCCGCAGUCCUGCACCAGUCACAGCAGUAACCAUCCCGCAAUCCUGCACAGGUUACAGUGAGAGCAUCAGCGUAACCAUCCCACAUUCCGGCACCAGUCACAGCAGUAACCAUCCCGCAAUCCUGCACAGGUUACAGUGAGAGCAUCAGCGUAACCAUCCCACAUUCCUGCACCAGUCACAGCAGUAACCAUCCCGCAAUCCUGCACAUGUUACAGUGAGAGCAUCAGCGUAACCAUCCCACAUUCCUGCACCAGUCACAGCAGUAACCAUCCCGCAAUCCUGCACAGGUUACAGUGAGAGCAUCAGCGUAACCAUCCCACAUUCCUGCACCAGUCACAGCAGUAACCAUCCCGCAAUCCUGCACAGGUUACAGUGAGAUCAUCACUGUAACCAUCCCGCAAUCCUGCACCAGCUACAAUGUGAGCAUCACUGUAACCAUCCCGCAGUCCUGCACCAGUUGCAGCAGUUACCAUCCCGCAAUCCUGUAGCAGUUACAGUGAGAGCAUCAGCGUAACUAUCCCGCAGUCCUGCACCAGUAACCGUCCUGCACUAGUUGCAGCAGUAACUAUCCCGCAGUCCUGCACCAGCUACAAUGUGAGCAUCACUGUAACCAUCCCGCAGUCCUGCACCAGUCACAGCAGUAACCAUCCCGCAAUCCUGCACAGGUUACAGUGAGAUCAUCAGCGCUAAUCAUCCCGCAAUCCUGCACCAGUUACAGUGAGAGCAUCAGCGCUAACCAUUCGGUCUGGGAGUUACAGAGACACAGCAUAUGCAUUCUGCUCAUCACUGGUGUGUAUACAGACAGCAUAAGACCGCAGUGUACCUGGAGAUCAAUAGAUUUAAUUUUUUUUUAUAGAAAAUAAGGUUUUCCAGCACAAAUAAACAACUGUAUAGAGAAUGUUAGGUAAACACACAUUAGGAAAAGCCUAUGCAUUUCUAACUCUACUCAUAAGUGACUGCCAAGGAGCGGCUUUAUUACAAAUCACCAUCCCAGUCGGGGCCUCCACUUACCUCUCCCAGUCGGAUACCUGGAAAUCACAUGGGACAGAACUGCUUCAUCAGGUAGACAGACAAUAUUUCUCCCAUUAAUAAUCCCACUGAUAAUAAAGCACUGUUUCGUUUGUAUACCGAUGCAAGCCUGUCUCCUAUUAUGUGGGCAGGACACUAGCUCUGGGGUAAGGUUACAGUUGUCUUCAUUUUCUUUGCCCACAUUACAUUGUGCGCGUUCAAUGAUAAAUGCUUCCUGGUAAUAAGACCCCUGCAGAGUUUCUCACUUUGUGUCCCUAUUUUCAGUGGAUAUACUUAUACACAUAAUUUAUGCAAGAAGUAUAGUGAAAAUUUUGUUCUAAUAAAAAUGUUUAUCAGAA